Molecule: messenger RNA, 1323 nt
Organism: Metarhizium robertsii ARSEF 23
Lineage: Eukaryota; Fungi; Ascomycota; Sordariomycetes; Hypocreales; Clavicipitaceae
Product: transcription initiation factor TFIID, subunit TAF5
Exons: 1
Coding region: 1-1323 (440 amino acids)
Molecular function (GO): protein binding
Source: RefSeq, a predicted model, not a curated record
AUGUCGGAAGAGUAUAUGGACUUUGACCGGUUCAUCGAAACCUUCGAACUCAAGCUCGAUAAAGAAUUUGAUUGCGAUGGUGUAGCAGCUUCAUGGGCUCCCUCAACCAACGGCGGCCCUCAGCUUUGGGGCGACGAGCUUAAUGCAUUCAGGCUCGAUGAAAAUGACCCCAUGUCAGAACUGGCCGAGAAGUCAACCGCGGAGCUGACAAUAAGUCCAGAUAGGGAGUUCAUGGCAAUUGCAACGAACACCGUCAUUAGAAUCUACACUGUCGAGUUGAAAUUAUUGACGGCCGAGUUUGAUGGACACGAAGACACGAUUCAAUCCAUUCAGUUCUGGAAAAUGGACAACGGGAACGUUCAAGAAGCCCGUUAUGUGAUUCUUUCUCAAGACUCCGAGCCUGCGGGUGCUGAUGGCGUGAUAUUUGUGUGGUACCUCGAUGAAUAUGGAAAACGUGUCGGCAAUACAAAAAAUCCCGCUCAAUUCGAAGGCAGAUUUCUCUCGGGAAGCGCAACGGCUCUGAGCUGUGACGAGACUCUCUUCGUGCAUUCGGAUCGAAGCAUCACAACACAGAACUGGUCAAGACCAAGCCACUUGCUCCCGCAACUAGUCAUUCGCUCGCUUUCAGAUCCCCUCACUGAAGUCUGCCGACUUAAAGGCCACCAAGAUUCAAUCAUGUGGGCUUCGUGGUCACCUACCGAUCCCAAUAUCAUAGCAUCGGCAUCUUGGGACGAGAGCUGUCGAAUCUGGAACGCUGCGACAGGCGAAUGCAUCCACAGCAUUCAAGGUCGCAGUGGACAGAACUGGACCGGUGACUUUUCUCCCAACGGAGAGCAGAUUUUGUUUGCUGGCAGAAGCAGAAGCGGUGCAACACACAUUGCCAUUUACACCGUCGCGACCGGUACCUGCAUUCAGCAACUCGAGUUGCCAGGUCUUGACGGCUGGUCUACACCACUAAAGUGGUCUCCAAACGCCGACGUGAUUGCCCUCGUAAUUAAUCGCUCCGUCAUCCUAUGGGAUGUCGCCAUGAACAAGACCACGGACGUCAUGACGGUGCACAGCGACGGUGGUUUGCGCGAUGAUUUUUGCGACAUCACUAGCGUGAAAUGGCUCGAUCAAAAAGGAAGCAAGCUUCUUGUCCGCAUAACUGACCACACGGUCUUCAUCUGGGACAGGCAGCGCAAUUGGAAGUGGAGGCUGCAGAGGCCUCCGGGACUGCAGCAGUUGACGACGCUGUCGAGCGCAGAGGCUUUUAUUGAAGAGAAGAAGUUGCUGCUUUCCCUUGACGGAGAUUGGCAGGUGCGAACUUGGGAAAUCGAGUAG